Molecule: messenger RNA, 1665 nt
Organism: Bacidia gigantensis
Lineage: Eukaryota; Fungi; Ascomycota; Lecanoromycetes; Lecanorales; Ramalinaceae
Exons: 1
Coding region: 1-1665 (554 amino acids)
Biological process (GO): regulation of alternative mRNA splicing, via spliceosome; mRNA cis splicing, via spliceosome
Cellular component (GO): U2-type prespliceosome; U2 snRNP; catalytic step 2 spliceosome
Molecular function (GO): RNA binding
Source: RefSeq, a predicted model, not a curated record
AUGGCUCCUGCAGCCACCGACAGCCCAGCUGCCCCAGGUGUCGAGGAGAUCAGACAGCCGCCUUCUGGCGUGGUGAAGCCUCCCCGAGAUAUUCAAGUUAUCAUUGAAAAGACUGCUGGCUUCGUUGCGCGAAAUGGCCCGGUCUUUGAAGAUCGCAUUCGCGAAAAGGAAAAACAUAACCCGAAGUUUUCAUUCUUGAGUCCCAAUGAUGCGUACGCUCCGUUCUAUACCUGGAGACUACAGGAAGUUCGUGAAGGCCGAGGCACUGCCAUUUCAGCGGGGAGAGCUGGGGAGGCUGCUCCUGCAAAGGAGCAAGAGAGACCGAAAGGCCCCAGUCCGCCUCCGGAAUUCCACUUCUCUGCGCGCAUGCCGAACAUUAGCGCUCAGGAUCUGGAAGUCGUGAGAUUGACCGCAUUAUUUGUGGCAAAGAAUGGCAGAUCAUGGAUGACCAACCUUGCCAAUCGAGAAAGGAACUUCCAAUUUGACUUCCUCAGACCUCAGCAUUCCUUUCAUCAAUUUUUCAGCCGUUUGAUAGACCAAUAUACUAUACUUUUGCAAGCAAGUAUAGAAGGGGAGAAAGCGAAAAGAGCUCGUAUGUAUCAGCUGGAGCAGUAUUCCAACGACAGAUUUGCCAUUAUGGACCGAGCAAAGCACCGAGCGGCAUGGGUCAAAUGGCAGGAGGAACAAAGGCAGAAAAAGGAGGAGGCAGCUGAGAAGGAGCAGAUUGAGUAUCAGCAAAUUGAUUGGCACGACUUCGUUAUCGUCGAGACCAUUCUCUUUGACGAAGCAGACGAUCAUGCCGAAUUACCACCCCCUACAUCCCUGAACGAUCUCCAAUCCGCCUCUCUUGAGCAAAAAGCCGCCAUGUCGCUCCAGCCUCACGAUCGGCGUAUCGAAGAAGCAAUGCCAACCUCAGACGAUUACGGCCUCUACUACGGCCAGCAGCAGCAACAACAACAACAGCCGCUACAACCAUCCUACAACAUGCCCUUACCUACUUAUGACUCCUACGACCCUCAACAACCCUCUAUUCAGCCAGCUGCGAUGCCACCACCUAAUCUCCCUCCACCAUCCUUCCAGAACCCCGACGAAGACCGCGCAAUCGCCGACCGUGCUCGCGCCCGCGAACAGGCGCAGGCCGCGCAAGCCGCCGCCAAGGGUAGCACCGCGACCCCAAUGCGCAUAAGAGAAGACUACGUCCCCCGCGCACAAGCGAAGCGACAAGCGAUCCAGACCGCCAUCUGCCCGAACUGCCACCAAGCGAUCCCGACCACAGAAUUAGAGCAGCACAUGAAGAUUGAGCUCCUCGAUCCGCGCUGGAAGGAGCAGCGACAGAAAGCUGAGUCUAGAGCUACGACGACGAAUCUGUCCACCUCGGACGUCGCUGCUAAUCUGAAACGGUUGGCGAGUCAGCGGAGCGAUGUCUUUGAUCCCGUGUCCGGACAGCCGAUCACGCCGGAAGAGGAGGCGAGGAGGAAGAGGGCCGCGAUGAGUGGGUAUGACGGGCAGGUGGAUACGAGUAUGGGGAGCGCGAACGCGGCGGCGAAGAAAGCGAUGGCUGCUGCCGAGGCGGAGAGGGAGAAGGAACGGGAGGGUAGGGAGAGAGGGAAAGGAGCGAGUCUUGAAGAGCAGCUUCGGUUGAUACACCAGAUGGCCAAGGGGUAG